GGGGAUCCCCUCCACUGGGGCCGUGUGCAACUCUCGUAUAGACUACGGUGAGCUGAUGCCCUCGCGCAUCAUUCGACCUCCGCGCAUCAGUAUUGGCAACCGCCCUGCUAACACGCGACCGGGAGUGUACAUCUUGAACUCGACGAACAGGAUAAGUUAAGCGAGCACAAUGCCUUUCAAACCCGCAGACAACCCCAAAUGUCCGAAAUGUGGCAAAUCCGUGUACGCCGCAGAAGAGCGCGUCGCUGGAGGGCUCAAAUGGCACAAGAUGUGCUUCAAAUGUGGUCUGUGCCAAAAGUUGCUGGACUCCACUAACUGCUCAGAACACGAAGGUGAACUUUACUGUAAAGUAUGCCACGCCCGCAAAUUCGGACCCAAAGGUUACGGCUUUGGCGGUGGUGCCGGCUGCCUGUCCAUGGACACCGGUGACCAUCUGAAAGCUGAGAACGCGGGCGUACGAACUAAUGGAGCCUGCUUGGAGUCACGUGUAAUAGCUAAGGCUCCCCCGGGCGAAGGAUGUCCACGAUGCGGCGGAUGUGUAUACGCUGCCGAGCAAAUGUUGGCUCGUGGACGGGCCUAUCAUAAAAGAUGCUUCAAAUGCCUUAAUUGCCACAAGUCUCUAGACUCAAUGACGCAUUGUGAUGGACCAGACAAAGAAUUGUAUUGUCGAGGAUGCUACUCCAUAAAGUUUGGGCCUAGGGGUGUUGGACACGGGGGAAUAUCGUCCUUGGGACUAGUAUGUGAUUUAAAGGACAAGGAAUGGCAGAGCGAUCUUGCACCGAGGACAACGGUGAUUGACACAGCCGCUAUUAAGGCUCCUCCUGGUAAAGGAUGCCCAAGAUGCGGUGGCGUCGUCUUCGCCGCGGAACAGGUGCUAGCUAAGGGUCGUGAAUGGCAUCGCAAGUGUUUCAAAUGCCGCGAUUGCCACAAGACCUUGGAUUCUAUCAUCGCUUGUGAUGGUCCCGAUUCCGACGUUUACUGCAAGACUUGCUACGGAAAGAAAUGGGGACCUCACGGCUACGGUUUCGCCUGUGGUUCUGGAUUCCUACAAACCGACGGCUUGACCGAGGAAGAAAUUUCUGCAAACCGCCCAUACUACAAUCCAGACACUACGUCAAUCAAGGCUCCCAAGGGCCAGGGUUGCCCAAGAUGUGGUGGUAUGGUAUUUGCAGCUGAACAACAACUGGCUAAGGGAACGAUGUGGCAUAAGAAGUGUUUCAACUGUGCUGAAUGCCACCGUCCAUUGGACUCCAUGCUGGCAUGUGAUGGCCCCGACAAGGAGAUCCACUGUCGUGCUUGCUAUGCUAAACUAUUCGGGCCCAGAGGCUUUGGAUAUGGUCACGCCCCUACUCUAGUGUCCACUGACACUGAUCCACAUGUCACUUACAUUGAACAAAUGCCCUUCACGGGUCCAAAGGCAGCUAAGGGUCAGGGCUGCCCUCGAUGUGGAUUCCCUGUAUAUGCUGCUGAACAGAUGAACUCUAAAAAUGGCACAUGGCACAAGCGGUGCUUCUCAUGUGCAGACUGCCAUAGAUCUCUUGAUUCCACUAACUUGUGUGAUGGGCCCAAUGGUGAAAUUUACUGUCGUGGAUGCUACGGUCGCAACUUCGGACCCAAAGGUGUUGGAUUCGGAUUGGGUGCAGGCACAUUGACCAUGGCUUAAGACUAUAAAGCUGGACUUUGUAGGAAGCAGAUAGUUUGCGUGAAAGCAUGAAAGAAAUCUAAUCUCUAGCUUACUGCUAUUUAUUUAUCCUCUAAUCAUACCAUGUAUUAAACUGGUUUUAAUAAUGGUUGAUUUAACUCAAUGAGACUAUGUAUGUAAAAGAGUAUAUAUAUAAAUCAAAUAUUUUAUGAUAGGACGUAUAAAUUAAGGUUACAUUUCUUUCAUUUGUAUAAACUGUGAUGAAUGUGUCUGGUCCCUUACUUUAUAAAUUCUUCAUAAAAUAUUAUUGUAGAAUUAUAAUAUGUAUAGACUUAAUAGUUAUUGAAUAAGUUUAUAUUAUAAAAUACUAUAUUAUUAAAAUAAUAAUAAAAAAAUACAAAAAAAAAAAUACUGAACGGCUUUUCAAUGGCAUUGUGAUGUGACCUUCAAUAUGUAUCUUAUUUUUUAAUGAAGGUAUUCGAACUAUCCUGUAAACACGGCUAAGAUUGUAUAAUACAAUCGUUUCGACCGACCAGAUCUCAAUAGGAAGAUCUGACGUGGAUAUAUACAUAUUAUCUAUUAAGUUACAACAAAGACUUUUGUACAUACUUUCGUCACUUCUCUUUUUACAGCAAUAAGCUGUGCUAGAUUUAACACCUAUGCUUCGAAGUUUUGCUAUAACAUAAUAUAGUAUGAUAUAUAAUAUUACUGUAAAUUAAGGCAGCUUAUUACUUUACAUUACGACGUCUUUAUGUUAUUGUUUUAUUAAAUAAAGAUCCAAAAAAAAAA
Danaus plexippus (monarch butterfly) is the source of this 2431-nucleotide messenger RNA. Its product is annotated as muscle LIM protein 1. Gene Ontology annotation, biological process: sarcomere organization; muscle tissue development. Gene Ontology annotation, cellular component: Z disc; cytoplasm; nucleus. Bases 170 to 1663 code for a protein of 497 amino acids. The transcript is spliced from 11 exons. NCBI's taxonomy places the organism in Eukaryota, Metazoa, Arthropoda, Insecta, Lepidoptera, Nymphalidae. Gene Ontology annotation, molecular function: structural constituent of muscle; actinin binding. The record is from RefSeq and is a predicted model, not a curated record.